Spodoptera litura is the source of this 2176-nucleotide messenger RNA. It is a transcript of the gene Sirt7, whose product is annotated as sirtuin 7. Lineage: Eukaryota; Metazoa; Arthropoda; Insecta; Lepidoptera; Noctuidae. Gene Ontology annotation, molecular function: histone H3K18 deacetylase activity, NAD-dependent; NAD+ binding. The record is from RefSeq and is a predicted model, not a curated record. Gene Ontology annotation, cellular component: nucleus; chromatin.
UUUAAAUGCAAUGUACCUACCUAACUUAUGGAACAAUUCUUCAUGAUGGAGUUAUACAAAUCUUUAAUUGUGAUAAUGCCUUAUUGGCCCUAAUAAUCAAGAUUUUUGAAGAACGCCUGACCAUGGCUGACCCGGUUGGUUGGAUACUCUAAGUUACAUCCGUUUGAUCGCCACAGAGCUAUGUACGAUACGCCAUGACAUUCAAUUUCGUCUCUGACUUUAGUUUAUGGUAUAUUUAUAGACCCAGAGCCUUGGGAGUAAUAAAUUUUUAUACUGUGCACAUGAUAUUUCAUGUCUUUUCUGUGGUUCUUCUAUCUGUCUGUGUCUGUCUGUCUGUCGUCUGACGAAAGAAAACGAAAUGAACGACAGGCUCCCUUCAGUUGUUGUACCUAUGUAGCAUUGUUUACGAGCAACACGAUUGUUUGUCGGGUUCGAACGAAAUGUAUAAAAGGUCGGGGUUGAUGAGCUGCUGGCGUUACCGGGGGAAUCAGUUUAGGAACGAGUGCGGCCACUAGCCGGGGAUAUGUCGGACCGUGGGGGAGUGCGGUCCAGUGCUCGGCUCAGCGGUGAGAGUACAGCGGCCAUAGCAGCCUCCGCUGCAGCCCGUACUACUCCACAGGGCCGCGGCCGGCCGGUGUCCACGACGGCGGCGGCCGCUCAGCGACGCGCGCGUGCUGCUGAGCGCGCCGCGGAGGUUGAGGACAGCCCACGGGUGCUUCGAGAUAAGUGUCGCCGUCUCGCACGGGCUCUCCGGAAUGCUAAACACUUAGUGGUGUAUACGGGAGCGGGUAUCAGCACGGCCGCCGACAUUCCUGACUACCGCGGCCCGCACGGUGUCUGGACGCGGCUGCAGCGCGGCGAGACUGUCGGGCGGGUGGAGGUGUCGCGCGCGCAGCCCACUUUCACGCACAUGGCGCUGACGGCGCUGUGGGCGCGGGGCGCGCUCAAGUUCGUGGUGUCGCAGAACUGCGACGGCCUGCACCUGCGUGCCGGUCUGCCGCGCCGCGCGCUGGCCGAGCUGCACGGCGACAUGUUCGCGGAGCUGUGCGCGCCCUGCCGCCGCGUCUACCUGCGCGCCUUCGACACCACGGAGCGCACGGCGCGCCACGCGCACGGCACGCGCCGUCUGUGCCACGCGUGCGGCGCCGAGCUGCGCGACUCCAUCGUGCACUUCGGGGAGCGCGGCCGCGCCGCCUGGCCGCUCAACUGGGCCGGCGCGCUGCGCCACGCCGCGCGCGCCGACGUAGUCCUGUGUCUGGGCUCCAGCCUCAAGGUGCUGCGCCGCUACCCGCGUCUGUGGCGCAUGCAGAGCGCGCCGCGCGCGCGGCCCGCGCUCUACAUCGUCAACCUGCAGUGGACGCCCAAGGACUCGGUGGCGGCGCUGAAGAUCAACGCGCGCUGCGACGCGGUGAUGCAGCAGGUGGCGCGGCGGCUGCGCCUGCGCGUGCCCCGCUACCGCGCCGCGCUGGACCCCGUGCUGGCGCACGCCGAGCCGCUGGACGAGGCCGAGGCGCACACCACGCGCCGCGUGCCGCUGCAAGUGCCGCGCGAGCCCGAGCCGCGCGCCGACCACUGGGAGCCGUCCUCGCCCUCGGCCUCCGACUCGGACGAGGAGCUGCCGCUGCGCCACUUGGCGGCGCGGCUGCGGGCGGAGGCGGCCGACGCCGUAUCACCCACCUCGGCCAAAGGCCCCGCCCCCGUCUCGGCCUCGACACUCGAGGCUGCCCCUCCGCCCUCGUCCGCCACUCCGCCCCCGUCCGCACUCGUCCCUGCCUCUGCCCAGACAGACUGCUUGCACUCCUUUCAGGUGAGCAUGCACUCCGGCGAGGCUACGAUAUUACUACGCGCCGAGCACGCCGCGCCCGACCUGGACCUACUACGCCUGCGCCGCUUCCGCAUGCCUCGCGUCGCGCCUGCGCACUCCCGUCUGCGCCGUCUGCUCGAGUACGAGCCGCGCAUACAGCGCGAUGCCGACGACGACAAGCCGGCCGAUUCAGAACUCCGGCCGAAGCUGGAGGCGGACGAGGCGCGCGUCAAGGACGAGCCCAAGGAGGAGGCGAGCACGUCGGAGUCGGCGGGCUCGCUGGCGGCCGCCAUCAUCCGGCGCGCCGUGCUGCUGUGCCGCGCCUCGCUGUACCCGGGGCUGCACACCAUCAUCGCGCCGCCCGCCGCGCCG